Messenger RNA from Rhipicephalus microplus (southern cattle tick), 4110 nucleotides. RefSeq lists its product as uncharacterized. NCBI's taxonomy places the organism in Eukaryota, Metazoa, Arthropoda, Arachnida, Ixodida, Ixodidae. The record is from RefSeq and is a predicted model, not a curated record.
AUGUCAGGCGGCGGCUUCGAGUCAACGCCGACGGUGUUCGGCGGCAAGCUGUGGUGCGCGCGGACUACGUCCGAAGGCCGCUGCCUGGUGCGCUGCUUCAGAGCCAACGGCCGACAGGGUGAUGCUUACGAAGCGGUGCUAGCCGGCGAAAAUCACGUAGUGGCAGCAGCGCCUGGAACCGGCCGCAACAGGCGCGAUUGCGAACUCGCGCGCGUGUCUUGCUGGUCCAGCGGGCUCGAGACGCUCGUGCUGCGUGCCGGGCACUCGGUGCACGUUUGGGACGGAGAGCGCGGCGCGUUCCAACGCGCAGCCGGAGACGUGACGGCCGACGCCUCGCAAUGUGCCGUGCUCGACGGCCCCACGUUGGUUCAGCUGUCGCCUGGCCGCCUGCGGCUGGAGCCGCUACUUCAAAGUGCCAGACAAUGGUCCCGUUGCGAUCACCUUGGACGAACAAGAACCAUUCCAGGGCAUUCUUUCUGGUACCAACUGCCAGGUGGCCAUCUCCGGAGAUUCCUCCGAGCUGUCUUGGAUUCUUCUCUGCGUCCUCGCACUAAAGAAGGCGCAUACUUCAUUGCAACUUCCGAAAAUCGAACAGCCCGACUUCCAGCGAGUCUGUUCCUGGGCUCCUUGUAUGAAAGCUCCAGUCUGACGGCUUGCCUAGUCACCCUUGCUUGGUCACAUGGGGAAGCACCGGUCACUCCCUGGGAUCGGCUGAAGACGGUGUUUCGCGACAAUGUGACUGCAGCGUGUACCGCAUCCGGCUCAUUGCUGAUAAUUGAAUCCGGUUGCCCUCGGUAUCGCUGCAAGCUGCCUUCUUCAAGCGUCAAGAGGCUGCAAGGAAGCUUCUUUUGCGGUGGCCUGGACUACCUGCUCCUCUGGUUCGACUCUGGUGGUGGUGCGGUGAUUGCUCAGGACACGAGAGGAAGGUUCCAGUUGGGUGACAGCAUCGAACCAGGCCCCGAGAUCUGCUGCGGGGACUUGUUGGGCUUAGGCAGUGAGCAGGUGGUAGCCUGGGAGCCGGGGAAUAGCCACAUCCGCUGCCUUCAGCCAAGCCGCUUCGCAGUGCAACAUGAAGACGACGAGGAAGUGGCAGCAGCCGGUAACCAGGCCUCGCAGGUCUUGGUCGAUCUGCUGCAGCACUACUCUGGCGCCAGUCAAGCAGCGCUCGAGAAGCUAAGAAGAGCACGGGAACAGGCGGAGGCACUGCUGCACGAGAACACUCAGCCGUCAUCGGCCACCAACGGUGAUCCUGUCAGAGACUCAAGGCUAGUCCCCGUGCUUCCGAUGGAGCAGCACCCAUUGGAGCAAGCGGAGCAAGUAGCACAAGUGCCGGGCAGAUCCAAGCUUCUCGACUCCUGGGCCCAUGUCUGGGGCCGUCGGCUGCUCCUGGGAUUCCGUUUUAGCCGGCCACCUGGCACGGAGCACCAUCCACCUGUCGUGCUCGUAGUGAGUCCCGGGCUCACGUUUGGCAUCAAGACAUCGCUCGAGGGGGACUCCUUAGUGGUCGGUGCCAGCUGCAGCCUUCCCGGCGCCACCGCUGGCCCCAUUACAGUGUGCGUCCUUGGAGGUUCCACUCUGCAGCACCAGUGCGUCAUCGAUGUGCACUGGCUGCCCUGGUCUAAGCAGGGACGAGUGCCCCCGCGACUCGCCCUGUGGUCGCUCACUGCGGCGCAGCCGAGUCGCCAUUACUCUGCUUCGACAUCGGUGACCUGGAGGCUGUCUUCCCUGGACGCCCUGACGCGGCUGCACAACACGCUGUACGUCUGCUGCGAUGGCGCCUCGCCCCUUUUUCAGGCCAACGUGGAACUGCUACCUGAGGGAGGGCUCUGCCUCCGUGCACAGGAUGAGGAACAGCUCUCGUUGUUCGAGCAGUGGUUGUGGCAGCAGUUGCCGGGUGCCAAGGAAGGCAUGACGCGAGUGUGCUCGUCGGCUGUGCAAACGCGGCUUGCCACUCUUCUUCGUUCCGAGGUGCAGGGAGUGCGAGCACUGCUGCAUGAGCCGUACAUGGAGGCCCGUCGUUCGCUGCAAAGCACCGAGUGGCAAACAGACUUCCUGGCACAGCUUGUCACAGACGUGACGUGACACCUCCCGCUUCACACUCGUGGAACCGAGCUUCGGAACAUUCAACCCGUUGUGCAAACAUCCUCUGAAUGCAAGAGUAAUCAGCUGUGCAAGUCAUUCACAAUUGAGGAUCAAGCGUAAACUGUACUCACGACAGUGCACUUCAAGUGCCCUCUGUGCUUCCGCAUUCAAAAACAUUGUUCCUUGUACUCACUGAUAAUAACUUCACCUCUUCCAAGGCAUGAACUGAACAAGUGAACAUGAUUGGCCAAUGGAUCUACACAGAGCGUGCCGGAGUUGUACGUCUGCCUUUGUGACAAAAUGCCUUUAUUACAAAGUGCUCGAAUGUCUUGCAAUGCUUAGUUAUGAAGGACAUGCAGCAUAGGACUGGUGCUACUAGCGAGACUUAAGCAACUCUUGCUAAUGCAUUUGACUGCAUUUCUCAUUGCAGAAAGCGUUAGGCAAUUACCAUUUGCAGUUCCCAUAACUAAGUCCCUCGAGCAAUACCCCAAGCGGGGCAUUUACUACACUAGGCAGUCAUAAAUUGUUGUGCAUCUAAAUUAAUGUACCGACCAGCUUUUCUGUAAUAUCCCGAAGAGGGUCUUAUUACUACAUUAGGCAGUUACCAACAGUAGUGCUCUUAAAUUUUAAUUAAUGUGCCAACCGUUGCUUAUGUAACCCCAGUCAGGGUUUUAUUACUACACAAGGCAGUUACAUUGCAGCAAUUCUAAAUUAACAUACUGACCGCUACUUACCUACUACUUCAAGCAGUUUCGGGGUUUCUACAUUUGGCUUUCACCAACUGUAGUGCCUUUAAUUUAAUAUACUGAUUGCCACUUAAGUAACCCUAACAUGUUCUCUAUUUCUACAUUAGGCAGUUACAUUUUAGUAAUUUGAAAUUAACAUGCCGACUGCCUUUCACGUUAUACCCCAAGCUUUUUCUGUGUUUCUCCAUUUGGCUGUUAACAACCGUAGUGCUUCUAAGUUAACAUACUGGCCGCCCCUUACGUAAUACCCCGAAAUGGUUCUGUAUUGCUGCAUCAGGCAUUUACAUUGUACUCAUUCUAAAUUAACAUGCUAACUGCCCCUUAACCCAAAAGGGCUUUCUAUUACAACAUUAGGCAUUUACAUUGUAGUCAUUAUCAGUUAACAUGCUGAGUGCCCCAUGUGUAAUACCCCAGAUAGGGUGUUUAAUGUAACAUAAUGAAGCCUGCUUGUCCAACUGUGCUACCCCUAUUUCUUAUUUGCAGCAUGUCAUUCAGAAUUAAGGCGCUGAAUACAGUAUAAGCCGAAACUGAGUUUUGUGCUUAUGCACAUUUAGAAUAAUGCAAGAGGCAAUAGUGCUGCUGCAGUGAACUAGAUAAAUGGCAGUACAGAUAUCAUCAGUGCGCUUCUCAGCGUGGAAGACAAAGCUUCAAGCAUUACUCCAAACACUGUUGACGAGCUUCUCCGACAAGGGAGGUUAGAAGAGGCCGAAGAGUCCCUAGCCAGUUUGGAAGCUCCCCGUGCUAGCCACUCAUCAGAGGCAUGACCUGUGACCAAUAUAUUACGUAACAGGCUACGUAGCUAGAAAGCGCAUUCUGAAACAUUACUGUCACAAAUGUCAACACGUCCUCCUUGUCAGGCAAGCCAAAGCGCAUCUGCUGCUUUCGCACUACACUGAACAGAGUGACUGGGGCGGACUUUUGUACCGCUUACAAAAUUUGUACGCAUUCACGGAAGCUCUUGGGAAUAUAUCUACUGAACACUUCAGCACCUUGGAGCUACACACGAACGGCAUCUGUGUUAUUGUGGCUCUUGUGAAAAGCAAUUUCCUCUGCUUCAAUGGUGUUGGAUGCAACUCUUUCAAGGAAGAUGUACCGUAUGCAUGAAAAUUGUUCUUUUCCGCUGUCCUCAAGUGUCUGCACUUCUUGAUCAAAGGAAUUAACAAUGCAGGAAGCACAAGGCGGCGGAGAGCAAAACAUAAUGAGCUCCGCCGAACGACCUAGAGGCCUUUGCACAUAGUUCUUGAAGAGUGCCUUUGUGUUGAAUAAAAUAUUUAAUGCAUUA